AUGUUCCAGGCAUCUUUUAGCGCCACAGCUUCGUCGUUACGUCGGGCUACUGUACUUGUGGGCAUCAUACCAAGACCCACAUCUCGUCUUCAGCAAAUUCAACAACACGUAACGAGCAAGUUUCAUUCGAGCGCGCCUUUCGCCAUGCCUCCUGUUACACCUCCAACGUCAGAGCACUAUGAUCUCUUGGUGAUCGGUGGCGGAUCCGGCGGUAUGGGAGCAAGUCGCCGCGCCGCUAGUUACGGCAAGAAAGUCGCUGUGAUUGAGGAAGCCGGCAAGCUCGGCGGCACUUGUGUGAACGUGGGCUGCGUCCCCAAGAAACUCAUGUGGCACGCUUCAGACAUCCAAGACAAACUCAAGGAGGCCCACGAGUACGGCUUCACAGACGCUGGUCGCUCCUUCUCUGUGCCCAGCGUCGACUGGCAUACGCUGGCUGAAAAGCGCGAUGCAUACAUCCGACGUCUAAAUGGCAUUUACGACAACAACCUUCAGAAGGAUCACGUCGCUUACAUCUCAGGUCACGGCCGUCUCUUGGGCGACGGUCGCGUUCAAGUGACGCCAGGUGUUGAUGGUGCGUUGAAGAAAGAAGUCACGCUUUCUGCCGACCAUAUCGUCGUGGCUACGGGCGGCCGUCCUUCGAUCCCGAGCGAUGACGACAUUCCCGGCGCGAGCCUUGGUACCGAUUCAGACGGCUUCUUUGCAUGGCGCGAGCAGCCCAAGCGUGUGGCUGUAGUCGGUGCUGGCUACAUCGCCGUCGAAUUGGCCGGUGUGCUCCAUUCACUCAACUCAGAGACGCACCUCCUGAUCCGCCACGACUCGUUCUUGCGCAACUUUGACCCCAUCAUCUCCGACACACUCAUGCAGUACAUGGGCAACACCGGCCUGCAUGUACACAAAAGCACCAAUGUGAAGCGCGUAGAGGGCGAGCGUGGUGGUCCACUCACCCUGCAUCUCGACACGGGCGACACGCUGGAGGUGGAUGCGCUGGUUUGGGCUAUCGGUCGAUACCCCAACACCAACAAUCUCGGACUGAAGGAGGCCGGUGUUGAGACAGACAAGGGUGGAAACAUUGUGGUGGACAAGUACCAAAACACCUCGGCGAAGGGUGUAUACGCUGUGGGAGACAUUCAAGGCAAGGCCCUUCUCACGCCUGUGGCUAUCGCUGCCGGUCGCCGCUUGUCGAACCGCCUGUUCGGUGGACCCAAGUUCCAUGAUGAUCACCUCGACUACGACAACAUCCCCACUGCCAUCUUCAGUCAUCCGGCUGCAGGAACGGUUGGCCUCUCCGAGCCUGAAGCGCGUCAGAAAUACGAAGGCCAAAAGAUCACGAUUUACCGCACCCGCUUCACGCCCAUGUACUAUGGUCUGCUCUCCAAGAAGGGACCUGCCGCAUACAAGAUUGUUUGUGUGGGCGAGGAAGAAAAGGUCGUCGGUGUGCACAUGGUCGGUAUGGGUUCAGAUGAAUCGAUCCAAACCGUGGGCAUUGCCGUCAAGAUGGGUGCCACCAAGCGGGACUUUGACAACACCGUGGCUGUGCACCCAACGAGUGCAGAAGAACUCGUCACAACCUAUGUCCCUGUACAAGAUUAA
Molecule: messenger RNA, 1590 nt
Organism: Malassezia restricta
Lineage: Eukaryota; Fungi; Basidiomycota; Malasseziomycetes; Malasseziales; Malasseziaceae
Product: glutathione reductase (NADPH)
Exons: 1
Coding region: 1-1590 (529 amino acids)
Biological process (GO): glutathione metabolic process; cell redox homeostasis; cellular response to oxidative stress
Cellular component (GO): cytosol; mitochondrion
Molecular function (GO): flavin adenine dinucleotide binding; glutathione-disulfide reductase (NADPH) activity; NADP binding
Source: RefSeq, a predicted model, not a curated record